Messenger RNA from Ichthyophthirius multifiliis, 459 nucleotides. RefSeq lists its product as hypothetical. The transcript has a single exon. NCBI's taxonomy places the organism in Eukaryota, Ciliophora, Oligohymenophorea, Hymenostomatida. The record is from RefSeq and is a predicted model, not a curated record.
AUGAGUAAUUAAUAGAACAAUUAUAAAUAAAAUUAACAAAAGAACAUUUAUAAUCAAAAAAAUAAUCUUAAUAACAAAUACCAGGUUAAAAUAAGGAAAAUAAAUCUUUCUUUCUUUUAAUAAUAGAAUCAAUAGAUUAUUAUAGGCACAAAAAAAUAAUUGAAGCUUUAGAAUCUUUAGAAUGUCCAUCUUUAGCAAUAGUAUAUAAGCAAUCAGAAAUUCCUGCCAAUUUUUAAGAUAUAACAAAUAAUUAAUAAGAAGAAAUAAAUGAAAUAACAAAUACUUACAGAAAAUGUUAUAGUAAUUUACUAGCAAUAUCUAAGAGUAUAAAAUAAACAGAAUAUGAAAAUAAUGACGUAAUUUUUUAUUAAUAAAAAUAACAUUAUUUAAAUAUUUAAUAAAAGGAUGAAUGUGAUAGCGACUAAGAAAAUAGUUAAAGUUCAUAUGAAGAAGCUGUGA